AUGGCUGGGAGGAACGAUGCUGCAAUUGUUGCUGCAUUGGAGGCUAUGGCUCAUGCUUUGGAGCAUCAGCCGAACAGGGAGAAUCCACCUGUCUUUAAGGGUACUCAUGGUCCUGAUAGCACAUUAACAUGGCUGAAGGAGAAUGAGAGAAUCUUCCGUGUGAUGGAUUGUACUCCAGAUCAAAAGGUUCGAUAUGGGACUCAUAUUCUAACAGUCGACGCUGAUGAGUGGUGGUCGGAGACUCGUCAAAGGUUGGAGGCUAAUGGUGAGGAGGUCACUUUGGUUUUGUUCCGUAGGGAGUUCUUGAGGAAGUACUUUCCCGAGGAUGUUCGUGGCAAGAAGGAAAUCGAGUUCCUUGAGUUGAGACAAGGGAAUAAGUCGGUUGUUGAGUAUGCUGUUAAGUUUGGUGAGUUGGCUAAAUUUUAUCAGCAUUAUGAUGGACCAACUGGUGAAUUUUCGAAGUGCAUCAAGUUAGAGAACGGAUUGCACCCAGAAAUAAAGAAGGCGAUUAGUUAUCAGAAGAUUGGUGUCUUCGGAGAUUUGGUUGAUAGUUGUCGAAUCUAUGAGGAGAACAAUAACGCUCAUUAUCGGGUUAUUAGUGAGAAGCGAGGCAAGAGUCAACAAGGCCGUGGCAAGUCUUAUGAUGCUCCAGUUGGAAAGGGUAAGCAGGAAGCUACUGAGGGCAAGAGAACUAGUGGGGGAGAUGCUCUCGCUUAUUUUGUGUCCUUCAAGUGUGGAAGAGCUGGUCAUAAGAGUAAUGUGCGUACUGCUGAGGCCAAGAGGUGUUUCCGUUGUGGUAAUAUUGGGCAUGAGAUAACUGAGUGCAAGCAUAAGGAGAUGGUUUUCUUCAACUGUGGUGAAGAGGGGCACAUUGGUAGUCAGUGUCAGAAACCAAAGAAGGAGCAAGCUAGUGGAAAGGUGUCCGCCUUGUCGGGAUCUCAGACCACUAGUGAGCACUCAUCAGAGAUGGUCGUCGAUACUCCAGCUAAGGGAUCGGUGACCACUUCUCUUGUGUGUUUAAAGUGUCCCUUGUCGAUUUUUGACAGAGACUUUCUUGUCGAUUUUGUUUACUUGUCGUUGAGAGGAUUGGAUGUGAUCUUAGGUAUGAACUGGUUAGAGUAUAACCAUGUCCAUAUUAAUUGUUAUGACAAGUCGGUGAGGUUCUCUACUCCUGAAGAAGAAGGUGUUGAAUUGUUGUCUGCUAGACAGUUGCGCCUGUUAAUGAAAGAAGAAGUGCAAGUGUUCGUGUUGGUGGCAUCGUUAUCUAUUGAGAAUCAAGCUAUAAUAGUUGAGUUGCAAGUGGUGCAAGAAUUUCCUGAAGUUUUCCCUGAUGAAAUUCCUGAUGUACCGCCAGAGAGAGAAGUUAAAUUUUCUAUUGACCUUGUACCUAGUACUAAACCUGUGUCUAUGGCACCGUACAGGAUGUCCGCAUCAGAAUUGUCGGAAUUGAAGAAGCAACUGGAGGAACUACUUGAGAAGAAGUUUUUCAGACCAAGUGUGUCGUCGUGGGGAGCUCCAGUGUUGUGCAAAUAG
This is a messenger RNA of Vicia villosa (hairy vetch), 1533 nucleotides long. RefSeq lists its product as uncharacterized. The record is from RefSeq and is a predicted model, not a curated record. The transcript is spliced from 4 exons. Lineage: Eukaryota; Viridiplantae; Streptophyta; Magnoliopsida; Fabales; Fabaceae. Gene Ontology annotation, molecular function: nucleic acid binding; zinc ion binding. The coding region runs from base 1 to 1533 and encodes 510 amino acids.